AUGGAAUGUAGUACCAUUUUUUCACACGUGGUAAUCAGCAGCUUUUGCUAUCCUAACAAAGGCUCAUCACAGUUUUACAUGGAAGUAGAACAGCUGUUUUAUUCAAAGCGAGGAUCGAGGAGCUCGGUACUUCUGACAUUUCCUUUCUCAGGCUUGCUUGAAUUCCUAAACUCUUGCCAGACAUGAGGACUUCACUUCAUUCCCGAAUUGUGGGACUAUAGCCACAUCUCAGGCUCUUGCUGUCCUUUUUCUUCAGCUGCAUUUUGAAAUCGUUACUUUGCCUUGUUUUUUUUUUUUUUUUCCAAUUCUGUCACCACUCCAAACGUAUCUCACUAAAAGUCAUGAUAAGACGCUUUUAAUGCUGUUAUCAUUGAAAACACAUGUUGGCCGAUUGCUUCAAAUUAACAUUUCAGUUUACAUCAUAUAUGGUUGUGGAAGAUGUUGGCAGCAAGUUUUUUCAUGUUCCAAAAAUAUACUUCAGUGCCCUUGUAUGAAACCAGCUUCUCUUCUAUUACUUGGGACUGCAUAUAUUUAGCACGUGGGGACAGAUAUUGUAACAAACAGCGAUGACUCUCCAGUGACACAUCUGGCAAAAAUGAGCCAGCGCCAGGGUAAAGACGCUUAUCUGUCUCCGACAAAAGAUUUAGUCCAGGCCACACUCAGCCCAGGAAUCAUUCACAGUCCUGGCUUUGACAGAGGAAAGGAUGAAGUCUUGCAAAGCAAAGAAGAUUCUUCAACCUCGAUGUCCAAGAGCAAGUCGGAGUCUAAAUUAUAUAAUGGCUCUGAAAAGGACAUUGCUGCCGCCUCCAGCAAACUUACAAAAAAGGAGUCUCUUAAGGUUCAAAAGAAAAAUUACAGGGAGGAGAAGAAGAGGGCCACUAAAGAAUUGCUCAGCACAAUCACAGACCCAUCCGUUAUUGUCAUGUCAGACUGGCUGAAGAUUCGAGGAACAUUAAAAAGCUGGACAAAACUGUGGUGUGUGUUGAAACCAGGGGUGCUUUUAAUUUACAAAACUCCAAAAAAUGGUCAGUGGGUAGGCACAGUUCUCCUGAAUGCCUGUGAGAUCAUAGAGAGGCCGUCUAAGAAGGAUGGAUUCUGCUUCAAACUCUUCCACCCAUUGGAGCAAUCAAUUUGGGCUGUUAAGGGUCCCAAAGGUGAAGGAGUUGGGUCUAUUACUCAGCCUCUUCCAAGCAGUUACUUAAUAAUUCGAGCUGCAUCAGAAUCAGAUGGAAGGUGUUGGAUGGAUGCUCUAGAGCUGGCGUUGAAAUGCUCCAGUCUGUUGAAACGCACCAUGAUCAGAGACGGUAAAGAGCAUGACUUCAGUGCCAGUGGUGAGAACAGCCAUGUCAGCUUCUAUGGUCUUCUGAGAGCUAACACCCUCAACAGCAAUGAGAACUUCCAGUUAAAUGACAGUGAAAUUGAAAGACAGCACUUUAAAGAUCAAGACACCUAUUCAGAUAAGUCUGAUAAGGAGAAUGAUCAUGAAGAAUCUGACAAUGAUGUCCUGGGUAAAAGUGAGGACAGUGACAGCGACACAUCAGAGAGACAGGAUGACUCAUUUAUUGACCCUGAACCCAUCGAUGUGAUUAAGGAAACCACAUAUCUGGAAGAAGUGAAUGAAGAGCUAGGAGAGGCUGGUGAGGCAUCACAAACAGAAACCGUUUCAGAAGAGCACAAAAGCCUAAUCUGGACAUUGGUGAAGCAGGUGCGACCGGGAAUGGACCUGUCCAAAGUGGUGCUUCCGACCUUCAUACUGGAGCCCCGUUCCUUCCUGGACAAGCUCUCUGACUACUAUUAUCAUGCAGACUUUCUGUCUGAGGCGGCCCUAGAAGAAAAUGCAUACAGCCGAUUGCAGAAAGUUGUCAAAUGGUAUCUUUCGGGAUUCUAUAAAAAGCCAAAGGGUCUGAAGAAACCUUACAACCCCAUUCUUGGAGAAACCUUCCGCUGCUUGUGGAUACAUCCAGAAACCAAUAGCAAGACCUUUUACAUUGCAGAGCAGGUUUCCCAUCAUCCACCAGUGUCAGCCUUUUAUGUCAGCAAUCGCAAAGAUGGCUUUUGUCUUAGUGGCAGCAUUCUAGCCAAAUCCAAAUUUUAUGGCAAUUCUCUGUCUGCUCUUUUGGAAGGCGAAGGGAGACUAACGUUCCUGAACAGAGGAGAGGACUAUACAGUGACCAUGCCAUACGCUCACUGUAAAGGCAUCCUGUAUGGCACAAUGACAUUAGAGCUUGGAGGAAAUGUCACCAUUAUGUGUGAGAAAACUGGUUAUAGUGCUAUUCUUGAGUUUAAACUAAAGCCUUUUCUAGGCAACGAUGAUUGUGUUAAUCAAAUAUCAGGGAAGCUUAAGCUGGGGAAGGAAGUCCUGGCAACUUUGGAGGGUCACUGGGACAGUGAGGUGUUUGUUCAUGACAAGAAGACAGAGGUGACUGAGACCUUCUGGAACCCUACUCCUGAGAUUAGGCAGUGCAGACUAAUGCGAUGUACAGUGCAGCGUGACGAGCAAGGAGAGUUUGAAUCUGAGAGGCUCUGGCAGCAUGUUACUAGGGCAAUCAAUAACAAAGAUCAGAUAGAAGCCACUCAGGAGAAGUUUGUUUUAGAAGAAGCUCAGAGAAAAGCUGCCAAAGAUAGGAAAGCCAAAGGGGAAGAGUGGACCUGCAAUCUGUUUGACCAGGAUCCUAUCACUGGGGAGUGGCAUUACCGAUAUGCGGAUACCAGACCAUGGGACCCCCUAAAUGACCUGGUUCAGUUUGAAAAAGAAGGUGCCAUCCAGACAAAAGUCAGACAUAGGACUCCAAUGGUUUGUGUUCCAAAGCUAAAACACAAAGUGAGCGGCCAGCAGAAGAAAGGAGAAAGCGGGUGCUCCUCCCCAGAGCUGGAUAACCAGGACUCUUCUGGGAGUGAAGGACACCUAAUAACUCACAGCACUAGAAGCAGAAAGAAGGUGGCAGACCAUGGGGAGCUUCAGAGUGCCAUAGAGUCUAUCAGAAGAACCCAAGAAGAAAUAAAUAGGAACAUCAUCGCCCUCCGUAAUCGUGUGACGACAAAUGCCUCAAAUGUAGAUACAAACUUCCUUCAGCAAAGAGACUAUUGUAUUAUCUUCUUCCUGAUUUUACUUCAGAUUGCCAUUAACUAUUUGUUCAAGUGAGAAAAUAAAGUCUCACGCAGAAAUCCGUCAUGUGUGGAACUGUCACUGUUGGAUUGGGACCACUUUUAGCCUUGCUGGCAUUUUCAGUGCAUUUGGACUUUUGAGUGUAAAAUUAUUCUCCAGUCAGAAAUGAUGGCUUUGGAGACAAUAUUAACUUGUAAGCCUCUGUCUACAUCACCAGUUCCUCAAGUGUGAAAGUGCCAGGUCUAUAUUCCGAGUAUCGUUGUGCAUUAAGUGUUGAACUAUUUUGUGCUUUACUUAAAUAAUGCUACAGUCAGUAGUGUCUAUAUACAUUUUUUAUGUAUGCCAUUGACUGCUUUCUGUAGAUACCAACACUGAUGAUGCUAGUCAUACUUGAACGGAGAAUAGCUUGCAAAUUUAGCUUUGAAAUAAGAGCGUGGAUAAGUCUAGUCAAUUCAGGGGCAUUAUGAGUGUCACACUUUGACCAAAUAUGUUCAUAGUUGAUUCCGUUUGUUUGUACAGACAUGUUGUAGUGGAUUGCCGAUGCCAGGUGACUCAUUCCAAAGCAGCUAGAUGUUUCCGGCUGGAAUUGCCGUUCUGAAAUUUAGCACUUUUUUAUGUGUUCCAUAUUGACAAAAGUAUUUCUGGUACCUGUAGUUGGAGAUGAACACAACAUUAUUUGUUACAGUAAUCGUGUAUGGGUUGCACAAUGUUCUCAUACGUUUUUUUCUCUUUUUUUUUUUUUUAGAAUACCGUUUCCAUUUUGCUCACAUACAGUGAAUUGUAUGCAGUUUUUGUAACAGAAUUUUAAGAUUUAACAUGUGGACCAGGUUAGUUUAGGCUUUUACUAUAGUCAUAUUUAAGCAUAAAUGAUUGGAUGGGGCAUUACUAAACAGCAAUUUGAGAAAAUAACCACAAUAAUGGGUAAUAUAUUACUUACUGUAAAUGCUGUUAUAUAGUACUUUAUUGUCCGUAAACAAUGAUAUGCAUAUUGUAGGCAACCAUUAAAGCUCUCCUCAAGGCUAGUAAAGUUGCCUAAUUGUGUAGUAUUGCAAACAAGAUGCUACACAAGUAUGCUGCCAGUGAUUUACCACGGUCUAGGGAUGGCCUAGAAGAGAUCUGUAUACAAUAUACCAUCAGUACACUUGCAAGCAGUGUGAGUGGUUUCUGCAGUGGUGCUUGGCUGGACAAACAUGUAGACUGCAGAAGUACCCAACAGACAACAGAAAAUACUGUUACGCUGGGGAGAAGGUUUCAGCUCUUCUAAAGAGUGGAAAAAUCUACACACGGAGUAGUGGGAUGUAGUUAUAUUGCCGGCAAUCGGGAUCCCUGCAGCCAGGAUGCCGACGCCGGAAUCCCGACCACUGACAAUGUCGCCAGCUGGAAUCCCGGCUAACAGGGGCUGUUCCCACUUGUGGGUGUCCACGACACCCAUAGAGUGGGAAUAGAACCUGUGGCGAGCCGCCAAGCCCGCAAGUGGCUUCAUUGCGCUUGCCCCCGUGCCGGCAUUUUAGUGGCCGGCAUCCCGGCGUCUCUAUGCUGACAGCCAGGAUUCCAGCUGCUGGUAUCCCAUUUCCAACGCGGAGUAGCUGCCAAAAGCAUUUAGCUAGCAUUUGUCAAGUACAUGCAAUACAAUGAUAUGUAGAAGCUGGUUGCUAUUGACAACUUCUCCACUAAUCUACUGCUCUACACUUUACAAGGCUUGAUAAAUCUCGCCAAAUGUUCUGUUUUGUACUAGUAAUAUUGGAAUGAGGCACCUGCUAUCUAGAACAAAAACUUUCUGGUAUUUUGAGUAAUGUUCUUUCCAGGUGCAAUUAUACAAUGUAUAUAGAUUGAGAUGCAUUAUCUAAUCCCCAGAUAUGUCGGAGCUUUCACCUUUUCUACUGCACCAGUUACACUAGUAACAUAUCUAUUUCAAGGAGUUAAUAGAUUUAGAAUUGUAGAUUAUUGGUCUAAAUCGUGGUCAAAAUCCUUGACAUUCAUUGUCACCAGGCUGGUAAACAUAUACAGAAAUAUUUUAGGGGGAAUUAUUCAUUGUAGGCUACAAAAACCUAGUUGGCGGGCUGCUGGUACAGUAUUGCAAUGGUGGCAACUUGUGCUACUUGAUACAUUUCAGCCUGCAUAAUUAUAGUAUAGAUAAUGUAUAGUAAACAAAAACCAUGUUACACCCUUAAUUUCGUUUGUUAGUGGUAUAUGAAUGAUUGCAAUAUUUCUUUCUGAACACAGUGACGGUUUUAGAUAUAUUUGCCAAACUUCAGUGGACAAGAAACAAUGGCAAAUAGCUCCUCCUGCCAAAGCAGUCAGAACAUUCCUUCUUCCAGCUUCCUUCCUUACAGUAGGCAAUGCUUCCACCGUGUGGAGGGUUAUGGAUUGCUGUAUGUGUCUCUAGUGUGUCAUACCAAAUCUCUAAUAAGUAAAAUGUUGGUAGUUUAGACAGUGGUUACACUAUGUCCUUAUGACCUGGACAAUCUGUAUACAAUGCCCUCAAAUUUAUUAAACCUUUUAAAAGUUACGUUUAAGGGCAGUUGUAGUUGUAUUUAAAUGUUAGUAAUCUAUAUGAAGAAACAAAAUGGUAUCUUCCUCCCCCCCCCCACCACUAUAAGACACAUAAUUAAUGUGAUAAAUCUCUUGUAUGUAUUUGUAUCAUAAUUGACAUUUGUUUUUAAUUAGUGACUACACUUUGAAGCCAUUUCGUUAUGUAGUGUCCUCAGUGCAAAAGGGAUGUAUGACACUACUUUGUAGCGUGUACUGAAGAGGUUAAACAUUUUACAUAUGUAGUGUCUUCUGAUAGAGCAAAUUAGAAUUGUAAAGUUAUAUCCUUUCUGAAUUGUGUAGAUAGAAAACUUUUGUCCUUCUUGUACAGACAAACACCAUCAAAUGGUGAUGAUUACAAUGUAUACAGUUCACUCCAAAAAUGUUUUUUUAAAUGUAAAUUGUAUAUUGAAUUUCUGAAAUGAUAUAGAAAUGUGUUAGCAAUAUGUAAAGAUAUUACCUUCUGUUUCCGUCUUGCGCUGGCGUUCCUUGCCAGGCAGCAAAUUCAGUUGUUUUACAUACAAACAGUAGUGGGCAGGUGGGGAUAUUUGUAGAGUAAGUGUUGAAUCACUUCAUGUUGUACAGUACACUCAUCCACACACAUACAUGUAGUCACAAGGCAAACGUUUAGAACAUUAGUGCAAUCCGUUUAUCUUUUGUCACGUCAUGACUUUGAAUAUAAUUGCCAUGCUGUCUGUAAACGCAGGAACUCAACUUAUCACAAAAUUGCACAGCUUCCACUGUUAUUUCAUCAUGUCCAGGUUUUACAUUUCUGCAUGUUCUCUCCUUUUCCACUAGAGGGCACUUGCAGUGCCUUGCUAUUUACGCAGUGAUAAAUAUCCAUGACUGCCCCAUUAGUGCCAGAUUAAGGGCGGUAUCCAAUUAGAGGCGAUCCGUUUUCGGCGGAUUAAAACUGCCAGAUAUCGGGAUUUUCGACUUGUGGUCAUUAUUGUGGUAUCCAAUUAGAGGCCAUUUUGAUUGGCUGAAAACAGACCCGCAAUUGUGGGAUAACACAUAAGAUCUGGGAUAAGCUCCCGCUCCCAUGUGUAAUUGCAGCUCUGGCAGGCCAUUUAUCGCAGAUUAUGCUUUGGGUGCCUGAGGCACCCGAAGCAUAAUCUUCGAUAACUGCCGGUAUCGGGGCUAAUAGGAUAGUCCCCAGCGAUCCUACUGGCAGUGGUACAUUACUACUGUUAAUAGGAUACCACCCUAAGUAUCUUAUUCUGUAAGUUACCCCAUCUGGCACAUAAAGGAGUAGAAUACAGUAGUAGUGUUUGUCAUUUUUCUGUAGAUUAUGUAUGUCCUACACUUGCACUUUUUGGGAUGUGACUGAAAGCCCAAGAGCUGUCUGAAUAUAGCUAACCUGUGCCUUUUUUGCUAUACAAGUGAUUAGAGGUGUUUUGGGUUUGUGCCAUAUACAUGCGAUAGGUUCCAAGCCCAUACUUUUACUCUUCAAAGAGGAUUUGCAAUACUUGGUCAGAUAUUUUACUCCUUUGCUCUUGAAGAUUAAGCUGUAUACAGCCUUUCAUGUUAAUCUGCUGCUUUCUGAUUGGGCGGCCUGCUGCAGAGGAGCCGGGUAAGCGGCAUGGUUACAGGGGGCCUGUGAUUUAUCUUAACAUUGUUGCAUAUUUGUACAAGUGUAUAUAUAAUGAAGUCAUUACAAUUUGUGGCAUAUCCUUAAUAGCCAUAGCAACAAGCAGUGACCUCUGACACAAAAUAUUGACUUCAAUUUUUUUUUUUUUUUGGUAAUUCACAGCUUUUAAGUACAAAACUUCCAAUGAACUAUAAAUUGUGUGUUCUGUAUCCUGUUAUUCUUAGUGGCUACAGCUGAAAAUGUAAUUGUAGCCUACUGGUCCUCCUUACACUUUUGGUCUAAUACAAAAAGCUUGUAUACUGGACUCCUGUAACUUUUAUGCACACCUGUUAUUUCACCAUCAAUUGCUUGUUUUUGUACUGUUACAUUUUUAAACAACUAAUAGACUGUUAUAUUAAAGUUCAUUAAGACCAGUGUUAAUGUAUUGAUGAAGAGCCAGAACCCAUGACAAAUGAAUGUGAAUAAAACUUAAUAGAACUCGCUGAAUAACAGUCAUAGGUUUAUUUUAUUAUGUGAACCUCUGGACAGAAUUUCUGUUAUAUCUUAGCGUAAUUGCCCACACACCAUUUUUAGGAAACCUUUGAAGUGUCACUGAGUAGGAUGGAACAAAGUAAAAAAAAUAACAGAGUCCUAUCUUUUUUUAGCAUGUCAAAUGUUCAUGCGUGUUGUACCAUCUUGUCCAAUGGCUUUUUGAAAAUUAAAGCACUAUAUCUGGUCAGUAGUUUUGUAUUUUCAAUUAGAAUAAAAAUGUGAUCAUACAGUAA
Messenger RNA from Pseudophryne corroboree (corroboree frog), 7990 nucleotides. RefSeq names its product oxysterol binding protein like 8 (gene OSBPL8). Gene Ontology annotation, molecular function: cholesterol binding. Lineage: Eukaryota; Metazoa; Chordata; Amphibia; Anura; Myobatrachidae. The coding region runs from base 596 to 3142 and encodes 848 amino acids. The record is from RefSeq and is a predicted model, not a curated record. The transcript is spliced from 22 exons. Gene Ontology annotation, cellular component: intracellular membrane-bounded organelle; cytosol; membrane.